Molecule: messenger RNA, 2597 nt
Organism: Jatropha curcas
Lineage: Eukaryota; Viridiplantae; Streptophyta; Magnoliopsida; Malpighiales; Euphorbiaceae
Source: RefSeq, a predicted model, not a curated record
GAAUUAGCCCAAAUCGAUCGGUUGCUGUUGAACUCUGUCUCCUUCGAUUAUAACCCCUUUUCUCAAUCGAAAGACUUGUAACACGCUCGUCGGAGCUAAAGUAAACGGCAUCGUUUUUUAAAAUCGCUUCGGACGACGAGAUGGCGUAUUAAUAGUCUUCAUAUUUUCUCCUUCCCUGGAAUGGCUAAGCUAAAACCUUGAGGUUUUUCAUAGGGAGAAAUUACUUCAGUAGUUGCAGAUAGCAGAAAAGAGAAGAGAAGAAUGGGAACUUCUGUACAGGUAACACCACUAUGUGGUGUGUACAACGAGAAUCCAUUAUCCUAUUUAGUCUCCAUUGACAGCUUCAAUUUCUUAAUCGAUUGCGGCUGGAACGACCAUUUCGAUCCCUCUCUUCUUGAACCUCUCUCCAGGGUAGCUUCGACGAUAGAUGCAGUGUUAUUGUCGCAUUCCGAUACACUUCAUUUAGGAGCAUUGCCUUAUGCUAUGAAACAGCUUGGCCUUUCGGCUCCGGUUUAUUCCACGGAGCCAGUUUUUAGAUUAGGUCUUUUAACUAUGUACGAUCAGUAUCUCUCUCGUAAGGCAGUUUCGGAAUUUGAUUUGUUUACUCUUGAUGAUAUAGAUUCAGCUUUCCAGAAUGUUACCAGACUUACUUACUCUCAGAAUCAUCAUCUUUCUGGGAAAGGAGAGGGGAUUGUGAUUGCUCCUUAUGUUGCUGGGCAUCUCUUAGGAGGUACUGUUUGGAAGAUAACGAAGGAUGGUGAGGAUGUUGUAUAUGCUGUUGAUUUCAAUCAUCGUAGAGAAAGGCAUUUGAAUGGAACUAUUCUGGAGUCUUUUGUCCGGCCGGCUGUUCUUAUAACUGAUGCCUACAAUGCUUUGAGCAAUCAGCCUCCUAGACAGCAAAGAGACAAAGAAUUUCUAGAGAAAACUAUUUUAAAGACUUUAGAAGGGGGUGGCAAUGUAUUACUACCUGUUGAUACUGCUGGACGUGUGUUAGAGCUUCUCUUAAUAUUAGAACAGUUCUGGGCACAAUGUCUCUUGAACUACCCCAUAUUCUUCCUCACAUAUGUUUCAUCAAGUACUAUAGACUACAUCAAGAGUUUCUUAGAGUGGAUGAGUGAUUCAAUAGCAAAGUCUUUUGAAACAUCUCGUGACAAUGCUUUUCUGCUGAAGAACGUGACACUUCUAAUCAACAAGACUGAACUUGAUAAUGCUGCAAAUGGUCCAAAGGUUGUUCUGGCAUCCAUGGCCAGUUUGGAAGCAGGUUUUUCGCACGAUAUAUUUGUUGAAUGGGCAGCAGAUGUCAAGAACCUAGUGCUUUUCACAGAAAGAGGCCAAUUUGGGACAUUAGCACGCAUGCUUCAGGCUGAUCCACCUCCGAAAGCUGUUAAAGUUACAAUGUCGAGGAGGGUUCCUUUGGUUGGGGAUGAGCUAAUUGCUUAUGAAGAAGAGCAAAAGCGUCUGAAAAAGGAAGAGGAACUGAAAGCUAGCAUGAUCAAAGAGGAAGAAUCCAAAGCAUCUCAUGGGCCUGAUAGCAAUUUAAGUGAUCCCAUGGUUAUAGAUGCUGGCAAUACUCAUGUUUCACUAGAUGCAGUAGGUUCACAUGGGACAGGAUACCGGGACAUAUUAAUUGAUGGAUUUGUUCCUCCAUCCACUAGUGUUGCACCCAUGUUUCCAUUCUACGAAAAUACCACUGAAUGGGAUGAUUUUGGUGAAGUCAUAAAUCCUGAUGAUUAUGUAAUUAAAGAUGAUGACAUGGACCAGGCAGCUAUGCAGGUGGGAGGAGAUAUUGAUGGAAAACUUGAUGAAGGAGCUGCUAGUUUGAUAUUGGACACAAAGCCUUCAAAAGUUGUCUCCAAUGAAUUGACUGUGCAAGUGAAGUGUUCACUGAUUUAUAUGGACUACGAGGGUCGUUCUGAUGGACGCUCAAUUAAAUCGAUUCUUGCCCAUGUGGCUCCUCUGAAUCUUGUUUUGGUACAUGGAUCAGCCGAGGCCACCGAACAUCUGAAGCAGCACUGCUUAAAACAUGUCUGCCCUCAUGUUUAUGCUCCCCAAAUUGAAGAGACGAUUGAUGUCACCUCUGAUUUGUGUGCUUAUAAGGUGCAACUUUCUGAGAAGCUGAUGAGCAAUGUGCUCUUCAAAAAGUUGGGAGAUUAUGAAAUAGCUUGGGUUGAUGCUGAAGUAGGGAAAACAGAGAAUGAGAUGUUGUCUUUACUACCCAUCUCAACCUCACCUCCCCCACAUAAAUCUGUCCUUGUUGGUGAUCUGAAAAUGGCUGAUUUCAAACAGUUCCUUGCUAGCAAGGGUGUCCAGGUCGAAUUUGCUGGAGGAGCAUAUUGCCCGCUGUGGAGAGUAAUCGCUAACCCUUCGCAAAUUGGGAAUGUAAGCCAGAAGGGUGGUGGUUCUGGCACUCAGCAAAUCGUCAUUGAAGGACCCUUGUGCGAAGAUUAUUAUAAGAUUCGAGAGUAUCUGUAUUCUCAAUUUUAUUUGCUUUAAUUGAGAUAUGUUCUCUGUAGACGGAUUUCAUCUAUUCUCAAUUUUAUACAUAUAUGUUUUUUUAUGUUUUGAAAAAAAGGUAUGGUAAAUGCGGUUUAAUUUUA